UGCUUCUACAAACAUUUGUGAAAGAGUUGCCAUCUGUGUCUAUGCAUGAAAUUUCCUUGUUACUGAAUUUUCCAAGGUCAACUGUUAGUGAUAUUAUAACAAAGUGAAAGCAACUGGGGACAACAGCAACUCAGCCACGAAGUGGUAGGUCACAUAAAAUGACAUAGAUUGGUCAGUGCAUGCUGAAGCGCACAGUGCGCAGAUGUUGCCAACUGUCUGCAGAGUCAAUAGCUAAAAACCUGCAAACUUUGUGUGGACUUCAGAUUAGCACAACAAGUAGAGUUUCAUGGAAUGGGUUUCCAUGGCCAAGCAGCUGCAUUCAAGCCUUACAUCACCAAGUGCACUGCAAACCAUUGCAUGCAGUGGUGUAAAGCAUGCUGCCACUGGACUCUAG
Staurois parvus is the source of this 394-nucleotide messenger RNA. The record is from the annotation of a GenBank genome assembly. Lineage: Eukaryota; Metazoa; Chordata; Amphibia; Anura; Ranidae.